AUGAAGUUCAUCUCAAUUGAAUUGCUAAAAUCCAAUGAAAACAUCAAAAAUCAUCAAUUGAUAUUUGACAUUUCGCCUCAAUCAGGAUGCACUUUGAAGCUAGAGCGGCGAGACCCGCUGAAUCUCAAAGACCUCAAUCUGUUGCAGGGUAACACAUAUGGCAUCUCACCAACCACCAACCAAUGCUCUGCCAUAUGGAACAGGAUUCUGCAGUGCAUCCUUGCCGCUGUCACGAGGGACAUGUAG
This is a messenger RNA of Trichoderma gamsii, 246 nucleotides long. RefSeq lists its product as hypothetical. The record is from RefSeq and is a predicted model, not a curated record. NCBI's taxonomy places the organism in Eukaryota, Fungi, Ascomycota, Sordariomycetes, Hypocreales, Hypocreaceae. The transcript has 2 exons. Bases 1 to 246 code for a protein of 81 amino acids.